Entrophospora sp. SA101 is the source of this 552-nucleotide messenger RNA. The record is from the annotation of a GenBank genome assembly. Lineage: Eukaryota; Fungi; Glomeromycota; Glomeromycetes; Entrophosporales; Entrophosporaceae.
CAGAUCAAUUACUUGACAUGGGAUUCCGUGAUGCAAUUGAAGACAUUAUUUCAUGUUUUCCAAAAGAGCGUCAAACUUUUUUCUUUUCAGCAACUGUGUCAAAAGAAAUUCGACAAGUCGCUAGGUUUGCAUUAAACCCAGACCACAUGUUUAUUGAUACAGUUGAUCCAAACGAUGUUAACACAAAUCUUCAAGUCAAACAAUCAUACCUUGUCUCACCAUACACGUCUCAACUUCACAUCAUUCGUAAAAUAAUCGCUGAUCAUAAAUUGUUACAUCAAAAUACAAAAAUAAUAAUGUUUUUACCAACCAAAUCACAAACCAUCCUUUAUGCAAGUUUUAUUCGAAGUCUUCGAGAUUUAGAAGUGUUUGAACUUCAUUCCGGGAAGACACAAGAUUAUAGAACCAGAAUCUCGGAGAGGUGUCAUGUUUCUGCUCGAGGAGUUGACUAUCCAGGUGUAACAUUGGUGCUUCAGAUAGGUGCACCAUCUUCACGCGAACAAUAUAUUCAUCGGCUUGGCAGAACAGGUCGUGCUGGUAAAGAAGGUGAAG